This is a messenger RNA of Ceratina calcarata, 1055 nucleotides long. Its product is annotated as pre-mRNA-splicing factor ISY1 homolog. NCBI's taxonomy places the organism in Eukaryota, Metazoa, Arthropoda, Insecta, Hymenoptera, Apidae. The record is from RefSeq and is a predicted model, not a curated record. Bases 316 to 1032 code for a protein of 238 amino acids. Gene Ontology annotation, biological process: generation of catalytic spliceosome for second transesterification step. The transcript has 3 exons.
CUCUAUGUAAACGGAAGACAUGUGAACGGGGCAGCUAGUUAGAUUGGUUAGAUUUAAAAUUUGUAACCAGAUUGUUAACGCAUCAUUUCAUAACUUAGAAAGACAUUCAUUUAAAAAUCGAAUAUGCAGGAAGGAAAGAUUAGGAAUAUAAAAUAUGUCGAUAUAGGGCGUGUGUGUAUGUCAAAACUCGAUUGGCUUGUAUGAUAACAUAACCUUAAAAAACACGGCGGAACCGUAACCUGCAAAUUGUAUUUAACCUGUAUUUAAUACCGGUUUACGAAAUCGUUUACGCUGUUGUUUAAACGAACAUAAAACAUGGCGCGAAAUGCAGAGAAGGCUAUGACGACUCUUGCGCGAUGGAGAGCAGCGCAGAGCAAUGAAGGAGCCAGGAAAGAACAAGAGAGGAGACCGUACUUAGCUUCGGAAUGUAGAGACUUAAGAAAAGCGGAGAAAUGGAGGAUGCAGAUAAUCAGAGAGAUCGCGAAGAAAGUCGCGCAGAUACAGAACGCUGGUCUCGGAGAAUUCCGUAUUAGAGACUUGAAUGAUGAAAUUAAUAAACUGUUGAGAGAGAAACGACACUGGGAGGCACAAAUAAAAGAAUUAGGUGGUCCCGAUUAUUCUAGAGUAGGACCACGUAUGUUGGAUCAUGAGGGCCGGGAAGUACCAGGGAAUCGCGGUUACAAGUAUUUUGGUGCAGCGAAAGAAUUGCCAGGCGUCAGAGAAUUGUUUGAGCAAGAGCCACCGCCUCCGCCUCGGAAAACGCGUGCUGAAUUAAUGAAAGACAUCGACGCGGAUUAUUACGGGUACAGAGACGACGACGACGGGAUUUUGUUGCCCCUGGAACAGAAAGCCGAACAGGAGGCGAGAGAAAAAGCAGUUCAAGAGUGGUUGAGGAAACAGGACGAGAAAGAGGAGGAAGUCGAAGAGGAGGUCGAAACGACCGCGCAGAAACCGAUACCCUCGCAACAGGACAUUCAGGAAGCGUUGCUCGCAAGAAAGAAACAAGAACUAUUAGAGAAAUAUGUACUUUGACAGGUUUUAUUCCUCUCCGCUUU